AUGGAGUCGUUUCCAGAUGAGACGACUUUCCUAAUUCCUCGUCCUACAAGUCCUCCACGAAAACCUCCUACCCUACAUGACGAUCGAUCCAAAUGGCUCGCAGAGACCUUGUUCCUCGUCAAAGCCUCUAUUCCAAUUAUCCUUGCCUAUAUGCUUCAAAACAGUCUACAAACCGUCUCGAUCCUCGUCGUCGGUCGCCUUUCACCUGAAGCGUUGGCCACUGCUGCCUUCUCUUACAUGUUUGCGAUGGCAACGGCCUGGCUCAUCGCCCUCGGCGGAACCACCGCUCUCGAUACGCUCGCUUCGAGUAGUUAUACAAGAUCAAAGGACAAGGGAAGCCUAGGCAUCCUGCUCCAGAGGGGACUCUUUGUCUUGACAGCCUUCUACGCAGUAGUUGCUGUCAUUUGGUGCUUCUCUGGAAGCCUGUUCCGCGCACUCGGCCAAAAAGAGUUCAUCUGUGUCCAAAGCCCCAAGUUUCUUCAACUCUUGAUCCCUGGAGGGCUUGGGUAUGUCUGGUUCGAGGCGAUGAAAAAGUUCUUGCAGGCGCAAGGGAUAUAUCGCCCAGGCACCUAUGCUCUCCUCGUCACUUCUCCCCUCAAUGCACUGCUCAACUAUCUCUUCAUCUACCCUCUUGGCUUUGGCCUAUAUGGUGCACCUCUGGCAACAGGCAUAUCCUACUGGCUCUCCUUCUUUAUUUUGGUUGCUUACACAGCUUUUGUUAAAGGAAGCGAGUGCUGGAGUGGGUUUGACCCUGGCCGAGCACUCACAAACCUCAGACCCUUUGCCAAACUUGCCUUCCUAGGUGUUAUCCAUGUUGGCACAGAGUGGUGGGCUUUUGAGAUUGUGGCUCUGGCUGCAGGCCGCCUUGGCACCAUUCCUCUCGCUGCGCAGUCGGUUGUCAUGACCGCAGACCAGAUCAUCAACACCAUUCCAUUUGGACUGGGAGUAGCAGAGUCAACUCGUCUCGGCAACUUGCUGGGGCUUGGAGAUGCUGUGCACGCCCGACGCUCAGCACACGCUGCAGCUAUACUGUCCAUGAUCUUUGGUGCCUUGGUUCUCACUGCUCUCAUGGCAUGCAGAAAUAGCAUUGGCCGCCUAUUCAAUGACAACGAGCGCGUCAUUGACCUCGUCGCUCAUAUCAUGCCCUACGUAGCAUUAUUUCAGAUCGCGGACGGCUUGAACGGAAGUUGUGGCGGAGCUCUCAGAGGCAUGGGGCGACAAUGGGUUGGGGCCCUCGUCAACUGCAUCAGCUACUACGGCGGUGCGUUGCCAGCAGGAAUCUAUCUUGCUUUCCAUGGAUGGGGACUCUCUGGUUUGUGGAUUGGGCAAUGCGUAGCACUAUUUCUCGUCGGUAUUCUAGAGUGGAUGAUCAUUGGUGUAAGCAACUGGGAUGCCGAGGUUCAGAAGGCAUCAGAUAGGUUAGAAGGUGAUGAUAUGGCGGACGAUUCUACUGAUGAAGGCGUGUAA
This is a messenger RNA of Fusarium keratoplasticum, 1467 nucleotides long. RefSeq lists its product as uncharacterized. NCBI's taxonomy places the organism in Eukaryota, Fungi, Ascomycota, Sordariomycetes, Hypocreales, Nectriaceae. The record is from RefSeq and is a predicted model, not a curated record. The transcript has a single exon. Gene Ontology annotation, biological process: xenobiotic detoxification by transmembrane export across the plasma membrane. Gene Ontology annotation, cellular component: membrane. The coding region runs from base 1 to 1467 and encodes 488 amino acids. Gene Ontology annotation, molecular function: xenobiotic transmembrane transporter activity; antiporter activity.